CUCGACUACUCGGGAAAAAAGUCGUUAGUCGCAAGCUUUACAGCGAGAGCGACGCGAAUGCUGCAUCGUUAUUGAUUCGAUUGAGUAUCUACUCCCUGUGAUAAGAAGUGUUAAAUCAUAUUUUCUUGUCGGACGUCAGUAAAAAUUAUUCAUUUAUUUUGGAAAAUUCAGCCAAGUUGUGACCAAAAGUUUCAGUCAGAAAGCCUUCAUCGAAUGAACGCAUAACCAGAGGAACUCCGGACGUUGUUUUGGUGGGAAUUAGGGCUACAAUUUUCGACGAAACAAAGCUUUUCACACUCGUCGGGUUCACUUAGCUCGGCGAGGACGGAAGUCUACAGCGAUCUGGAAGAAGAAUCACGGGCGCUGAGAGUGACAGGUGCACCAAAGGAGAAAGGACAAUCGGCGAAGAGCAGGAAUUUGCUUUGCGAGGGCAACGACAGCGGCAGGAUGUCAUACACAUAUAGAUUCCCAUCAUCUCAACACACCCGCUACCGCAGCAACUGGGGUCCUUCGUCCGUGUCUCUUUUCAAUAGAGUCGAUAUUCCAAGGCCGUUGUCCGAAGAAGAAGAAUACGCAGAUUUCUAUUACGAACGCCUUCACUCGGCACAAAGUCGUCAGCUGAUACCGCUUCAGGAAGAUCUUGCUGAUUGGAUCAACAAAACUAUCAAUGUGGAUCACAUAACAGGUGAAAAUUUUUUUGAAUCCUUAGAGAAUGGAUCUAUGGUCUGUCGCCUAGCGAGAGUGAUUCAGGAAAAAGCAAGAUCUGCUGUUGAGGCCGGAAAAGUAAAGGGGCCGAUACCCGUAAUAAGGGGAAGAUGCUGGGAAAAUGCUGCCCGGCGCAGUUUCUUUUCCCGCGACAAUAUGGAGAAUUUUAUACAGUUCUGCAGACGACUUGGUGUACACGAGAAUCUUCUAUUCGAAAGCGACGACCUUGUACUACACGGUCAACCACGAAACGUGAUAUUGUGUCUACUGGAGGUGGCUCGACUGGCUGCUCGAUUUUUGCUGGAACCUCCGUGUUUGGUGCAACUCGAAAGGGAAAUAGCCGCAGAACAACAGAGAGACCUUCACUGCCCUUCAGACAGCGGCAUCUCCCAGAACAGCUUAGUCUCCCGGAAAUUUCAGUCGCUGUCUACAACGGCCUCACCAAGACCCCCAACAUACAAGAUAAAACACAGCAGUUCGGCAAAUGAAAUGGGUGCGAAACCUGCACUUUGGUUAGAUGCUGCUGCAGAAAAUAACUAUGAGGUGGAAAUGAGAAGGACAGUAAGUGACAAUGGACCAACCGGAAGUGAUGGAGUUCCUAGUGAUACAACGGAAGACGAUUGGUCACGUGGUAGUGUAGAAGAUCCAGAUGAACUUGAAGUACCCUCUACGACGAUGUCUCCUUCGCCUUCGCCCUCUGAACCUCCGGAACAUACGGGACUAACCACAGAACUCGAUCGCAAGGUAAGAAGAGCAACCGAGGCCGUUGCAAGGCUCUGCCAAUGUCCUUCGAAUAAAUGUUCGAAGUUACAGGUCAGAAAGGUGGGAGAAGGCCGAUACCACAUAGCUGGACGUAACGUUUUCAUCAGGCUUCUGAAGGGAAGACACAUGAUGGUGAGAGUAGGCGGAGGGUGGGACACCCUGGAACACUUUUUGACGAGACACGACCCCUGCCAGAAAUGCAAGAGCACUGUGUGGAAAGGGAUGCCAAAUCAAAGAAUAGCGCUACACAUUCUGUCGGCACGUUGAAGAAGCUAUAUUACCGAGGAAAAAAAUCAGUGGAAUUGACUGUACUAUAUUGUUAUUAAUUAAUUGUCUCUACAAUCUGAAUUACGCGUUUCGUAAUAAUUACUGAUUAGGUUCAAACGUUUAAACGCGUGAUGUAUUUAUUAUGAAUAUUUAAAUCCUCGUUUUGGAUGAACCUGCCAGAAGAUGCGACCUCAGGUCGUGCUAUUUAUGUUAUUAAUUACUAUAUUUAUUUGCUUCUGACUGGGUUAAAUAUUCGCCAUAACAAUUUUAGUUGAUCCUUGAUUUGUAACGGGAGUAAUAACUUUGUACCUGUUGUUUUGCGACUUAACAUAGUAUCGCAAAUUUUGCAUUCCGUUGUUAUUAGCGAUUCCGGUCUUUUCCGUUUCAGUAUUCAAUUUGAAUAUUUUGAAUGUAGCAUGUUUUUUUAUUUCGAAACGUUGGAGAUUAAAAUUAAAGAGUUAAAGGUUGCAAUUUUUUUCAAUCCUCGAAGCUUUAAAUUAUGAAAGCAUUAUUUGUUUCUCUGGCCUUCCAAUCUCAUGAGGAGAUAGCAUUGUACUCGUGUAUGGUAAUAGUGUGUAACGAAGAAUUAAUAGAAUAAGAAACUUCGAUUGUCACCUUUUAUUUAAUUAAUAAAUAAUUUAAUCCUAUGCCUCUCUCAAAUUAAGCAUACAAUAAGGCAAA
This is a messenger RNA of Belonocnema kinseyi, 2415 nucleotides long. RefSeq names its product growth arrest-specific protein 2-like. Gene Ontology annotation, biological process: actin crosslink formation. Gene Ontology annotation, molecular function: cytoskeletal adaptor activity; microtubule binding; actin filament binding. The transcript has 10 exons. Gene Ontology annotation, cellular component: actin filament. The record is from RefSeq and is a predicted model, not a curated record. Bases 448 to 1734 code for a protein of 428 amino acids. Lineage: Eukaryota; Metazoa; Arthropoda; Insecta; Hymenoptera; Cynipidae.